UUUCAAAAAUUUAUUUCUAUAAUCAGAGAAAGAAGGGAAAAAAACUUUUCUCUUUCUCCACACAAGCAAAAACAAAAACUCGAGCAGCCGCUCCUCUAGCAGCGGCGCGUUGUCUUCACAUUCCGUCGUCGACGAAUCUCCUCCUCUUCUUCAACUAUCUCGCCGAAGCUUCCAAACCCGUAGGUAGGAGGAAGAAGCCAAAAAAUGCCUCCUUAUGAUUGCAUGCUUCUAUUCAAGCCACAUGUGAAAAAAGAAGCCCUAAUUGGUUUAGUUGCAAGGAUUGGAAAACACAUAUGUAGAAGAAAUGGGGUUGUCACUGAGGUUAAGAGUUUUGGAACAAUUCAGUUGGGCUAUGGUGUCAAAAAGCUUGAUGGCAGGUUUUUUCAGGGCCAACUGAUGCAAGUGAGCAUGAUGGCUACACCGGAAAUCAACAAAGAGCUGCAUUACCUAAACAAGGAAGACAAACUACUGCGUUGGCUUCUGGUUAAGCAGCGUGACACAAAGUUUGGGCUUGAGUUCAUGGGAGAUGAAGGUAGAUUAGAGCCAAGCAGAUUCUCUCAAAUAAAUAAACCUGAUGACGACGAUGAUGAGGAUGAAGACGAUGAAGAAUAUGAAGUGAACGAAGAAGAAAACAGAAUGAACUAAAAGAUGGUUGUAUUUUAUUUGUUUCCAUUAGGAGAAAGAUGAAACCGUAGUGCAUGCCAAACAUAUUGAAGAUUAUGAUUAGUAAACAGCAUGUUGUCUCUUGAUUUUAGACAAUUAACUUUUUGUAACUUGGUGAAAUAAUUUAUUUACAAACGUGUUGAACA
Lathyrus oleraceus (garden pea) is the source of this 809-nucleotide messenger RNA. RefSeq lists its product as uncharacterized. Gene Ontology annotation, cellular component: ribosome. Gene Ontology annotation, biological process: translation. Lineage: Eukaryota; Viridiplantae; Streptophyta; Magnoliopsida; Fabales; Fabaceae. The record is from RefSeq and is a predicted model, not a curated record. The transcript is spliced from 3 exons. Bases 205 to 645 code for a protein of 146 amino acids. Gene Ontology annotation, molecular function: structural constituent of ribosome; small ribosomal subunit rRNA binding.